UACGGUGCGGUUGUGUGUCGUUUGUCUCUCAAGUGAUCGCUUUUCGUUGCCUUUACUUUCCGUACGGUGUUGUCACUUUCUCCAUCCCACUCCAGUGAUCUACUUCUGCUAGGUUCCCGCGGGUUCCGCUAAUUGCCAUCAUCAUUAUGAACCGUGCCAGAUCACCGUGUUCCAAUGGAGGAAAUAGAGGAGUCCAACAGGGUGCAGCAGCAGCCUCCGGUGCCAGCAAUUAUCACACGCACAGUCGUGACGGAGACGCCGAAUCGUUGGACGGCGAGCAAGCCUUGGCCAUCAUCCGGCGCAACCUGAAGUCGAGCGCCAUGGACUCGGAGGGCACACACUUCGACUGCAACUAUCCGCACGUGUUCGUCGUGUUUGGCGCAUCGGGAGAUUUGGCCAAGAAAAAAAUUUAUCCUACCCUUUGGUGGUUGUUCCGCGAUAAUCUGCUUCCUUCGGACACCAAGUUCAUCGGUUACGCUCGCAGCAAGCUGUCCGUAGCGGAGCUGAAGGAGAAAUGUCGUCAGUACAUGAAGGUGAAGGACGCAGAGCUGGAAAAGUUUGAUGAAUUCUGGUCGUUGAACUUUUACGUCGCUGGCAGCUACGAUUCGCGGCGCGAUUUUGAACUGCUCAAUCAGGAAAUUAGCAAGUUCGAGGUGGGACGGGCGGCUAACCGACUGUUUUACCUGGCGCUGCCACCGUCGGUGUUUGAGCCCGUGACGGUGCACAUCCGCAACACGUGCAUGGGAGAGAAGGGUUGGAAUCGUAUUAUCGUGGAGAAACCGUUCGGACGUGAUGCAAGCAGCUCGAAUGCACUCAGCACGCACCUGGCAAAAUUGUUCAGCGAGGACCAGUUGUACCGUAUCGAUCACUAUCUGGGCAAGGAAAUGGUACAGAACCUGAUGACCAUACGGUUCGGCAAUCAGAUCUUCAGUCCCACCUGGAACCGGGCGCACGUGGCCUCGGUGUUGAUCACCUUCAAAGAGCCGUUCGGAACGCAGGGUCGCGGUGGAUACUUUGACGAUUUCGGUAUCAUUCGUGACGUUAUGCAGAACCAUCUGCUGCAGAUUCUGUCGUUGGUGGCGAUGGAGAAGCCGGCCACGUGCCACCCGGACGAUAUUCGCAACGAGAAGGUAAAGGUGCUGAAGAGCAUCAAGGAGUUGUCGAUCGAUGACGUCGUGCUCGGGCAGUAUGUGGCGAAUCCACAAGGUCCGGAUGAGGAUUCGCGGGUGGGCUAUCUGGAGGAUCCCACCGUACCCAAGGGCUCGGUUACGCCGACGUACGCGCUGGCCGUGCUGAAGAUCAACAACGAGCGUUGGGACGGUGUCCCAUUCAUUCUGCGUUGCGGAAAGGCGCUCAACGAGCGCAAGGCGGAAGUGCGCAUCCAGUAUCACGACGUACCGGGAGAUAUCUUCGACGGCAAGCCGAAGCGCAACGAGCUGGUCAUUCGUGUGCAGCCCGGAGAGGCCCUGUACGUGAAGAUGAUGACCAAAUCGCCCGGCAUCACCUUCGACAUGGAGGAAACGGAGCUGGAUCUCACCUACGGGCACCGGUACAAGGAUGUGGCGCUUCCGGACGCCUACGAGCGGCUGAUACUGGACGUGUUCUGUGGCUCACAAAUGCACUUCGUCCGAUCGGACGAGCUGAGCGAGGCGUGGCGCAUCUUCACGCCAUUGCUGCAUUACAUCGAGCGGGAACGGCCCGAGCCGAUCAAGUACAUUUAUGGCUCGCGCGGCCCGAAAGAAGCGGAUCGGAAGUGCGACGAGAAUAACUUCAAGUACUACGGUUCGUACAAAUGGCACCAGAAGCACUGAACCAGAUAGGUCAAGAACAGGUUUUGCAGCAGAAUUGUUAUUUAUUUAUACGUACACACUUACACAUUGAAGCUGCUCAUCCCUUAUCACCUUCUUAUCAUUCCUUUGGUUGUUGAUAACAAUUUCGAUACUCUUUGACACGAUAAAAAGAACGCGUAAUGUUAUGCAUUUUUUGAACAAUAUAUACAUUUUUUUUAUUGAAAUAAAGAAAGCCAUGGAAGAUUCCAUUUCUAAACCAUACGACUACGGUUCCUCGCGAUUCGUCGCAGUUAUAAAUAUUGAUUAGGGAACUGUUUACUGUGCCUUGCCCGGAGGGUGGUCGUCGUUUGUUACGCUUACUUUUCUACGGAACAGCACGAAUGUUGGACGAAGUGGGUGUUGAGGGAAAAUUGGUUCACUGUUUUUUCACCCGGGGAAGGCUGGGAAAUCAGGGCCAAACAAUAAAUAAAAAUGAUGAAAUCAAAUCAAUAUAAACGAUAUUCGCUCUGUUCAGUAUCGCCAAUUUUUGAGACCGCGAACCCACGGUCAAGAAAGCCGCUCAAACCGGAUGAUGGUGGCCGGCAAGCGAAAGGCAAUUUAGUGAUGAGUGAUUUGUCUUGUCAUCAUCAUGCGCAAUUUUUCAAAGUGUGUGUGUUUGGGUGUACAUAUUCUCAUGCUCAUGGCUAUGGGCUUUGCGGGUUGGGCUCGGUGGAAAAGUCGGCAAUGGUGCCCUGACCAAAGAUAGUGGGAAAAAAUUGGAAGUAAGAAAAAAGAAAAAAAACCCACCCCGCAGGACAAAAGGGGAUAGCAGUGAUAAAUGGAAAUGAACCGGUAACGGCAGAGAAUUAUGGAUGUCAUUUUUCGGCCAUCGUCUGGGAGGCCCCCCGUUCCCCGAAUGGCGUGCGGGACAGUUUUCAGGGGAUAAAAAAUGGUCGCGAAGCAGACGCCCGCCGCCUCUACGGAGGGGGAUGGUACCUUCCAAGAAAAUAAACCGAACCGUUCAAUAGAUCAUUAGCCGGCAAAUGGUGGUCAAAAAUGCGUAUCCUGUGACCGGACCUCCCGUGGCCGUUUGUGUGCGCAAACGAUAGCAUUUGAGUGAUGGUUUUGCGCUUUUAGAGAUUUGUGAUAAACCAAAUUUGUAUGCGCAGAU
Messenger RNA from Anopheles coustani, 2940 nucleotides. It is a transcript of the gene Zw, whose product is annotated as glucose-6-phosphate 1-dehydrogenase. Lineage: Eukaryota; Metazoa; Arthropoda; Insecta; Diptera; Culicidae. Gene Ontology annotation, molecular function: NADP binding; glucose-6-phosphate dehydrogenase activity. The record is from RefSeq and is a predicted model, not a curated record. The coding region runs from base 147 to 1811 and encodes 554 amino acids. Gene Ontology annotation, biological process: pentose-phosphate shunt, oxidative branch; glucose metabolic process. The transcript is spliced from 5 exons. Gene Ontology annotation, cellular component: cytosol.